Molecule: messenger RNA, 1866 nt
Organism: Hansenula ciferrii
Lineage: Eukaryota; Fungi; Ascomycota; Saccharomycetes; Phaffomycetales; Wickerhamomycetaceae
Gene: DOT1
Product: histone methyltransferase DOT1
Exons: 1
Coding region: 1-1866 (621 amino acids)
Biological process (GO): DNA repair; subtelomeric heterochromatin formation; regulation of transcription regulatory region DNA binding
Cellular component (GO): nucleosome; nucleus
Molecular function (GO): histone H3K79 methyltransferase activity; histone binding
Source: RefSeq, a predicted model, not a curated record
AUGACUAGAAGAAGUAAACAAAAGGAUGAUAGCUCAUCCACGAGCUUAACAAAUGAUGAUACUGCUAGUGAUUCAUCUUUGUCCACUUUACCUAGCUCUGCUGGUAACGGUACACCAGAAGUUGAAGAUAUCAGAGGUAGUUGGAAGAAUAAAAAAAUGACACAACUUGAAAGAUUACUGGAAGUUGGUAAAUGGUAUUCCUCUUUUGAUGAACAAGAUGAUGAACGUGGUAUAAGAGUUGGUAGACUUGCAAAUGGUAGACGUGGAACAAGACCAAAAAAGGAAGAUCCAUAUAUUGUUCAACAGAGAGAAGAAGAAGCUCGUAAAGAGGAAAUUAGAGCUAAGAAAAGAGCUGAAAGAGCUGAAGCUGAAAGAAUUAGAAAAGAACAAGAAAAGGAACAAGAAAGAUUGGAAAAAAUUAAAAGACAAGAAGAAUUGGCUAAAAAAAGAGAACAAAGAAAAGAAGAAGAAAGAAUAAAAGCUGAAAAAAGAAAAGCUUUUGAAGAUAAACGUUUAAAAGAAUUGACUAAAUUGAAAAAACGUAAAGUUACACCAUCAUCAACUUCAACUCCUGAUCCUGAUUCAACUUCCUCGAUUAAGAAGAAAGAAAAACCAGUAUGGAUCGAUGGUUAUAGACCCUUUUUACCAGAAGUACGUAAAAAAGACGUUGAAAUCCCAAUACGGGAUGGUUUCUUCAUACAAGAUGUUCAUGAUGAUAAAACUAAAGAAACUGAAUCAUUACCAUUUGAUCAUGCAUCUGUUGUUAUCCAAGAAUAUUUGAAGAAAUAUAAAGAAAUUAAAAAUGUUAAACCUCAAAAUAUUAAUCUACAAUCUGUUGUUUUCCCUAAAUUACAAGAAGAAUAUUUUUUGUUAGAAUCUAAGGAUUUUGAACUAGAUCCAUUAGAAGAAAUUGGAAGAUUAAUGGAAUUAUUUUCAAUUACUUAUUUCCCAGAUGAUCAUAAAUUAAAAAUUUAUAAUCCUGAAAAACCUUAUGAAUCAAUUGUUGGGAAAUUAUCAAAAGGUAUGGAAGAAAGUGAUGAGAAAAAGAUUUUGGAUGCUAUAAAUGAAUAUAAUGAACUAGUUAAUAAAAUCCAUGAAGAAGAUGGAUUCAACAAACAUUUAAAAGCUAAGAAGACUAUUUCAAGGGCAUUUUUACAUGAAUUAUUAAAUCAAAUGUAUUCAAGAUCUGUUUCACCAUCUGUUCAAAAGUUGAAAAAAUAUGAAGCUUUCUCAAAUUAUGUUUAUGGUGAAUUAUUACCAAAUUUUCUUUCAAAAGUUUUCGAUCAAGUUGGAUUAUCUUCAAAAUCUACAUUUAUUGAUCUUGGUUCAGGUGUUGGUAAUGUUACUAUUCAAGCUGCUUUAGAAUAUGGUUGUGAAAGUUAUGGUUGUGAAAUCAUGGAUAAUGCAAGUGAAUUAGCUGAUUUACAACAUGAAGUUUUCAAGAAAAGGUGUAAAUUUUUUGGUAUUAAGCCUGGUAAGACUGGUUUUUUCAAUAAGCAAAGUUUUGUUGCAAAUGAAGCAGUUGAAGAAGUCGUUAAUAGAUGUGAUGUUAUCUUGGUUAACAAUUUCUUAUUUUCACCAGAUUUAAACAAAGAAGUUAUGAAAUUAUUUAGAAAUUUAAAACCUGGUACUAAAAUCAUUAGUUUGAAAAGUCUUGUUCCAGCAGGUUAUGUGAUUGAUGGUAAUGAUUUAGAAAACAAGAUGAAUUAUCUGAAAGUUGAAUGUUUCCCCUUGGAAAACGGAUCUGUUAGUUGGACAGAUAGAGGUGGUGUUUAUUAUGUUUCCGAAGUUCUUGAACUCUUGAAUGAAGAUUAUUACAAGAAGGGAAUCCGCAGAAACAGAUCUCCUCCAUCCAACUUGAGAUGA